GUCUAUACGUACCCUCAAUUCAUCUGCUCCUGCUUCAGCCCCAGCUGAAGUCAUAGUUCUCUGUACAUGACAUCACAAGUGGCUGCUGUGGAAAUUGAUCUGUGUAAUGCAGCUCUCAGGAGGCGAUCCAAGGCCCAGAGGUAGAUGGGAAAACAAGAGAGCAUGAAGCUAAAUCCUAGAUCUGCACAGGGGAGCAAGCCAUGGAAGGAAGCGAGAGGGAGCAGGAGUGAGGCCUGCAGAGAAGUCAAGCAGCCACUCAUUGUUUUCCUCUUUUGAAUAUUUUUUUAGCCUUUGCCAUUCUUUCAGCCUUUGUAGCAUUUUGUUUUUAUUCAAAUGAAACCCCACCAUCUGCAGUUCUGGAACUGGGCUGGUAAUAUGCCUGAAGGAGAACUUUAGAAUGUCUCAAAAUUAUGACCUAGACAUCAUUGUCUAAUUGCAAAUCUCAGAAGGUAAACAUCUGUGGGCAAAGUCUGGACUGUGCUCUAUUGCCAUCAGCUUUAUAGAAACUCUGUGGCUAGGCCUUGUCUGGGAUCUUUUGCAGAUGACCACUUGGGCAGAGCGUGAGUUCCUGUGUAAAGAGAGGCAUACUGCAUGGCCAGGGUUUUCCCCAAGAGCUUAUCAUAAACUGGCAGUUGCAAGACCACCAUGCACAGACAUCAAGAUCAAAGUUCGUCAGAAACUGCGCUGCCCCUGGGAAGACACUAGCCGCGGGCACAUCUGGGGAUACCACACCUGGCUGGAUGUAGGGAGGCUGCCACCACUCUUCCCUUCAAGGCCGGACAUACCUUAUGACAGCAACGUGUGGCGAUGGAUUACUGCUCCCAGGACAUACUGCAUGCCCCAGCCGCCCGUUCCGCCUCCCUCAGAGAUGGAUGGGAACACUUACCUCAAGUUCGUUGCACAGGGAGCUCUGUUUUUAGACAAGAAACAUACGGAAAGAGCUGUGGCCCAAAUACAGAAAGAGCUACAGGAAUGCAAGCGACUGAAGAUGAUGAGUGAGUGCCGAGCUCCCCCCAUAAACAGCCAGGGAAAUAUUUUGCCUCCUCAGGACUUCAACCGAUACAGACACCUGACUGCAGGAAGAGGCCUGCAAUCUCUCUCUGUCCAGCUGCAGCCAGUCAGACCUGCAACUAGAAACUGUUGGGAUUGGCCUUGCCCCAGCCUCCAACCCCAUUACCAGGAGGCAGCACAGAGACUUGCCUUGAGGAACAGCAGUCCAAUCUAUGAAGAGUUGCUGCAGAAAUACCAGGAGCUGGCUGUGUCUGGGAGAUAAGCAGGGUACCGUAACACUCCCAGCAAACAGAACCCAGAACUCUAGAGGGGCUAAUUCUAAGACUCAAGAGGGCUGUUGGGGGCUAUAAGCAGGGGACCCAACUACGUGGGAUUGCACAAGCUGUUAUGUCAGAGGACAGCAACCAGCACCCCAAAUACCGAGAGUGCACUGGUGAUGCAGGCAGGAUCUGCCAGCGAUCAGGCACCCACAAAACAGGAAGAUACCUCUGCCACUUGAUAUCAAAUAUCAUCAUCCAGGAACCUCCACCACAAAAACACUAAUGCAACAACUUGGCUUUAAAACAGCUUGGGAGUCCCCAGCACUGAGGCACACCUGCAGUGCUUAGGUAGUACUAAGCCAUGUUGAUUGCCCAUAUUUCCCUUUACAUCUUGGAUUUUGUAUGUUUACCAUUGAGCAGGCCUGCAUUCUGAUAGCCCUAGGGUCCCUGGCACAUGCCCAGGAAGAUCUCCUUCUCUUUCCAGCUGUGAACUAGGUGGGUGCUGAGCUUACAGGUAUCCCCAGCUACAACUGGGAAGUCCUGUUGCCCCUCUUCAAGGUUGUCCACAUCAGAUAUCAGUCCCUUGAUUCUUGUAUAAAAUGCUGAGUAGGUGGGUUGAAGCUUUCAGUUUGAUUUGUGCUGGAUGGGAGCUAUAACAAGGCAGUGUGUGGUGCUUGGUUAGGAUGAGUGGGAGUGGCCUGUUCCUAGGAAGAAAGGUUGGUCAGUAUGUAUCACUUGGUCUUUCUGUCAAUGGUAGGGGAAGGUGUGUGGCUUAGUUGACAUAGGGGUAUGGAAGAUUGGGAGGGUCAGUAACAGGGUGCAAGGCCUGGCUGGCAUUGAGGGAGGGGAUUCUGUCCCUGGGAGGAGAGCUCAGGGUGUAUGUGUGGGGUGGGUAUCAGGUCAGAGGGACAAGUCAGCAUGGGGUCCAAUGGGACUGAGAGUUUGCCUCACGUGGUAAGGUUGUACCUAGGCAGAGGAUUCAUGAGGCAUAUUUGCCUGAUGGGUGGAAUGCAACCAUGAGGCAGGAUCAUUCCACCUAGUGCACAGCUUUGUAUAUGUGGGCAGGGUUUGCGUCAAUCAAACUUUCCAUCUUCAGAUUCAGUAUUUUAUUUUCCUGCCUCAGGAAGAGCUUGGCAUACCAGUGGUAACUCUCCUCUUCCACCUCCACUUGUGGACUAGGCAAAUACUUCAGAGCACAUCACACACAACGGAGUCAUUCGGUAACAUUCCCCUGCUCUUACUGCAGAGCACUUUCCACAGAGGUGCCACACGUGAGAAUUCUGAGACCAACACUUAGGAGAGAUUCUAGGUGGACUCAGGUUAGAGGGCUUAUUCCUUCACCCUCUCACUUCCCUGGUCAGAGAGCAGCAAUAUCUGAAGGAGCCAACAAUUCAAAGUUUAUUGGGGUGAACUU
Messenger RNA from Gopherus evgoodei (Goodes thornscrub tortoise), 2685 nucleotides. RefSeq names its product testis expressed 52 (gene TEX52). Lineage: Eukaryota; Metazoa; Chordata; Testudines; Testudinidae. Bases 542 to 1273 code for a protein of 243 amino acids. The transcript has 3 exons. The record is from RefSeq and is a predicted model, not a curated record.